Messenger RNA from Pseudo-nitzschia multistriata, 683 nucleotides. The record is from the annotation of a GenBank genome assembly. NCBI's taxonomy places the organism in Eukaryota, Bacillariophyta, Bacillariophyceae, Bacillariales, Bacillariaceae.
ACAAGCCCAAUCGGGAGUGCAGAACCUUGAUGAAGGCAUGCAUCGAGAGCGGCAGCACGAAAGAGGAAUGUCGCGCCCUCUAUCCUGAUUGCAAGAGGGACAAGCCCAAUGGGGAGUGCAGAACCUUGAUGAAGGCAUGCAUCGAGAGCGGCAGCACCAAAGAGGAAUGUCGCGCCCUCUAUCCUGAUUGCAAGAGAGGCAAGCCCAAUGGGGAGUAGAAGCCACAACAUUUAUUGAAAGUUUGAUCGAAUCGAUGAGACAUGAAAAAACAUCCCAGUACUGCCUCGGUCCUUUUUUCGGGACUUGCGUUUUUUUCGCUCGUCUCCUUUUUUGGCUUUAUUGUGAUCCGCGCUCGUGCGCUUAAACUACUAGGACCACUAACACAACAUAAUAAUAUAUUACUUCCAUAAUACAGUAUGCAUUAUAGGGUAAGAGGAGUGAUUUCCAAACAGAUGCUGUGAUUAUCAAGAGAAGGAUUAAGACAUAGAACACUCACUUUACUCGUUAUGCACUAAUAUCAGCUUCGGGAUUCCUUCUCACUAAUUGAAUCGUCUCGGAGCGCCGUAUCAGUGCUGGUUAGCGCGACAAGUAAAAAAUCCAUAAGUUUGUUUGAUAAUAGAAUUCCACGAGUUUAAGGAUCUAGGUGUCGAGGCUUUCAUCGGAAAUAAAAUUCAAUGUAAGAC